UGUUAUAACGUCAGCCGAUCGUUGUACAGGAAAUCUCCUAUGUUGGAAACUAGUGUUAGGAAGAUUUAUAUCUUUGGAUCAUCUCUAUGGAUUAUAUAAUUUAGGAAUUUUUAAGUUUUUGGUUAUUGGAAAAUAAAGAUUGAUUUAAUUGAAUAUUAUAUACAAUGAUCAAUACUUGGCUGUAUUAUGGAGAAAACGAUGUGAUAUUUAUUAUCUAGAAUGCAUUUUUACGAAAAACUGGCAUUUAUUUACAUUUGUUAUAUUUCUUUAAGAGGCACUGUAUCAAUAAAGACUCAGAAUUAUCUACAAUUAGUCCAAUAUAGAAACAAAUACGUUUCGACUGGGACACUGUGGAGUCAUAACGUCCAGUCCAUUCAUAUAUGUGCAAUACACUGUCAAAAUGAUGUUCAGUGUAAAUCGUUCUUUUUCGGAGACAUCACGUGCAGUGGUUAUGGGGAGCUUCUUCCAAAUACGCCAGACUUGACAACGUUGAAUGGAAUGGAAUUUUACAGAAAAGAAAUUUAUUGUGACAAUGGUUACACCUACAGUGACGAGACAUCAAUAUGUUACAAAGCUGUCAACACAAGCAAUUCAUGGACAGAUGCCAAAAAAUUCUGCAACGAUGAAUCUACAAGUCCUAUUAUUCUUGACAAAGCAGACAAGAUUGAUGUUUUGAAAAAUUUACCAGAUUACUUAUGCGAUGGUGCUUUUGUACCAUACAUUAACAGAUGUUACUGGCUGACGCCAAUCCCUGAAACAUAUUACCCAGCCCGAACAACUUGUAUUAAUAGUGGAGGAACACCAGCAUCGUUCCCGGAUGUAGACACUUACAUUUACGUUGUCAAUGCUUUGGGCAUUAAUGGGAGUACAAACGAUGUCUGGAUAGGUGUAAAUGACUUUAAUCUGGACGGAGACUGGAGAAAUUAUGACCAGAGCUUCCUCGCCUUUGAUGACUACCUGUACAAUUAUACUGCCUUUGGAACCUGGAGCAAUAGAGAUGUUUUGGCAAUUAUACCAACAGAUAACCUACUUUGGUGGGAACGCAAUGAGUACACGAUUAGUAUAAAGAUGAUGUGUGAAAAAGAUAUUGUUGAUGAUUUUUGGAUCGGUGGGUCUGAUGAACCGAACGAAGGUACCUGGCUAUGGGAAGAUGGACAAAAUAUCAAUAUGUCGCUGUUCCGUACUGGAGAACCGAAUGGGAAUGGUGCUCAAAACUGCUUGUCUCUUACAUUUUCUUCAUCAGGUAAUCAGUUUGAAGACGAAGACUGCUCUGUACCGAAAAAGUUCAUCUGUCAAAGGAUUUAAUAUUUAAAGAUUGAUAUAAAAGAUUUCAACAACGUUUGUGACACUGUGUAAAAAUAUUUCAUUUUGUUACAUUAUGUACUAUUUGUAUACCUAGUAUGUGAACAAACAUCUUUUUCAACAGUUUUACUUUUAAAUGAUCUGCAACUCUGUUUAUUAUCUAUAGUCGUGAAUUGUUCGUAUA
This is a messenger RNA of Mytilus trossulus (common blue mussel), 1486 nucleotides long. RefSeq lists its product as uncharacterized. Lineage: Eukaryota; Metazoa; Mollusca; Bivalvia; Mytilida; Mytilidae. The record is from RefSeq and is a predicted model, not a curated record. The transcript has 6 exons. Bases 220 to 1305 code for a protein of 361 amino acids.